CUUAGGCUUGUUCCCAACUAGCUCUUAAAACUGGAAUUAACCACUUUAUAUUAAUCUAUGUCCUGCCACAUGGCUCAUAUCUCUCCUUCAUACUGUACAUCCGACUUGCUCCAUGUCUCGAUGGUGAAUUCCUGCCUCUCUGAUUCCUUCCCAGAGUUCCUAUCUCUGCCUGGAAGUCCACCUAACCUCUCCUACCUAGCUAUUGGACAUUCAGCUCUUUAUUAAACCAAUCAGAAGAUACCUUAGCAGAGACACAUCUUCACAGUGUACAAAAAGAUUAUCCCACAACACACCGUGACCAAGGCAACUCUCAUGAAAGAAAGCAUUUAAUUGGGAUCUACAAAGAGAGUUCCAGGACAGCCAAAGCUACACAGAGAAACUCUGUCUCAAAAAACCAAAACCAACUGAACAAAAAAACAAGAGUGUCCAUGUGUGUUCUCUGGUAGACUUAUUUUUUAGCAGUUUUGAGGCACCGUCAGAUUACCAAAGACUGAGACCAACGUUCUCAGACUGCCUCUAGGGCAACAAUGCCGAGAACAGACAGUUCCUAGGGGUGCACACCCUGAGAUGUUAUAGGACCCCAGAAACUCCUCUAUCCCAGAGGCUCCCACCACUUCCACCUAAAUGGGAGAUUACAGAAAGUUGCCUGGAUUUCUCUCCUCCAAAGGUGAGUCUGCUUAUGAUGCUUUCUAGAAAGGACACUCAGGAAAGGCUGGGUGCAGCCCAAUCUUCAUGUACAGGAUCCAGAUGAGAUGUCACCAGAUCCCCUGGUUUAAGUCUGUGUGAUGGCCACCCUGGUUGUCUUUAUUGUUGCCUGUGUGUCUCUCUGUGUUUUUGUCAAUUCUGUUGUCUGAAAAAAUGAAGGGGGCUGUGGUGGGAGGGGAGUGGACAGUUCCAAGACACCGUUAAGUGUGUGUAUGGAACUGGAGUUAGAGACAGUUGUGAGCUGCCACGUGAGUGCUAGAAAUCAAACCUGGGUCCUCUGAAAGAGCAGCCAGUGUGUUUAACCACCGAGCCGUCUCUCUAUCCCCUUCAUUGGCCACCACUUGGAUCAGAGUCCUCUCUCUUGGAUCAAGUGAACAGAUUGAUCAAUUUCAGGAGAGAGUUGGAGUUUUUAGUAUCUAGGGGUUUGGAAAGUUACAUGAGAGCUGUACACAGAGGUCUUCAAGUUUGGAUGUCACAUCUGGUGAUCUCUAGCAUAUGGUCUCUUUUCUGCUCUCACCAAGAGGUACUUCCUCUUCAGGUGACUUCUGGGGUAGAAGAGCACCAACUCUCUCCCUUCAGAGUGCCUUCUCCCUCCACUAACUCCUCCGAUUCUCGUGCAAAUGUGACUAUCAUAAUCACAGCCACCUUGGCCUUUGUCACUGUCACAGUUUCUGCCCCGUCAGUCACCCUCCGUGGUCCCAAGCUUCUAUGUGUCUCCCUUUGGGACCCCUGUUUCCGGCCACCCUUGGCUCUGCACCACGUUGGAGAAGAGCAUGGAGGAGCAGUCAGAGCGAGUGUGAGAGGUCUGGAGGAGAAGCAGAGGGGAGAGGAAGCCAGAAAGAAAGAAGCAGAGGAGGAGAGAAAGGAACCAGGGAGCAGGAGGAGGGAGCUGGUGAGAAUGAAAGAGAUGAAAAUGAGGAAGAGGAGGCUCGGUGGAGUCUGACCUUGAAGAGAGCUGCUGAAGAGGAGGGCAAAGGGAGCCCGAAGUGACAGGAGACUGAGGCUGGAGCGUUGAGAUGAGCCUGGGGAAGCGUUUGCAACCGUGGGCUGGAAGUGCUCAGCGCUGACUGUGCUGUUGCUGUGGGAACUUGGUAGAUAAGAAUAUCCAGGGAAAUGCAGAUGAAGGAGGCCUGGCUCGUGAAGUUUCAGAGCAAAGUAAUGACUCUAUCUGGACCAUUUGUGAUAUUUUGGAUUAAAAAUUGAUGGAAGCGAAACCUUUGCUUUAUUGGAAUAACUGAUGCCGGUUGGCUGGAACUGAAGCAUCCGCUGUGAUUAGUUAAGAAGUCAAUACCAUUGAGCGGGGCACCACUGAGCCUUUCCUGAGGCUCCACAACCUGUACAGCACCCCUCGCUGCUCCAGGCAGGCUGCCUUGCCCCGGAUGAGCCGCAGGGUAGUCAGCCAGCAUUCCUACCCACUCAACCGCUUCUCUUCUGUGCCCUUUGACCCCAUGGAGCGCCCCACCUCCCAGGCUGACCUGGAACUGGACUACAACCCUCCCCGGGUGCAGCUCAGCGACGAGAUGUUCGUCUUCCAGGACGGGCGGUGGGUGAAUGAGAACUGCCGCGUACAGUCGCCUUACUUCUCCCCCUCCUCCUCCUUCCACCAUAAGCUGCACCACAAGAGGCUGGCCAGGGAGCACCUGCUGCAGGAGGAGAACAAGACUCUCCGGGAUGAGAACCGGGCCCUGCGGGAUGAGAACAGGGCCCUCCGCAAGGAGAACAAGAUGCUGCAGGUCUUUUGGGAAGACCACAAGGUCACCCUGGGCCACGAGGAGAGUCAGUCCCCCUCGCCAUUGCUGCACAAGGACACAGCCUCCCAGGAAGUCGUGAAGAAAGACAACGCCACCUUGCCUGUCCAGCGGAGCAAGGAGAACACUUUACACCUCAUUCGAGAGGAGAACCGGGCCCUCCAGCAGUUGCUGGAGCAGAGGCAGGCCUACUGGGCCCAGGCAGAAGACAGUGGCACUUCCGCCGAGGAGGGUAAGCCCACCUCCUCACCCAAGGAGGAGCCCCAUAACCCUGGGCUUCUCCCAGAUCAGAGCCCAGGCCUCUCCUCCCCGUUUGAGGAGCCCAAAGGGCCCCCCACAACACAGGAGGACUCCAAGACACUGCGUGCCCUGAGGGAGAUGGUUAACAACUUGUCUGGGCCGUCUGGGGAAGACGAGGGUCAAGUCGGCCCCAACCUAGCUGACAGCGCUCAGCUUAUGCAGCUGCUGAGGGAGAUGAACCAGGCGCUGCAGGCCCUGCGGGAGGAGAACCGGUUGCUGCAGGAGGAGAACCGGGCGCUGCACGUCCUCCGUGACGUGCAUCGCAUCUUCCAGGAGGAGAACAAGGCCCUGUGGGAAAACAACAAGCUAAAGCUGCAGCAGUGCAUGGUCAUCGACACCAUGACCGAGGUCACAGCCCGGAUGGAGAUGCUUGUGGAAGAGCUGUGUGCCUCCGCCUCAGCCAGGAACAACAAAGAUGCCAAGAAGCCCAGCAGGGUCUGAGGCCUUGGCAGCAGACAUAGACACCAAGAUCAAGCACGGUCCACCAGGCCAGAGAGAACCCUCUGCCUUCCUUUGUCUUCCUCACCUUCGCUGCCCCCCCCAGUGCAUGCCUGUAGACCAGCAGAGAAAGGACCAUCCUACACCCAGAGACACAAUAAAGGCAGAGGAGGCUGGGGCCAGCCAACACCAGCGUGGCAUUUUGGCUUCUUCUCAUCCUGCAUCCUCCUAACUCUUUUAACUUCCUACUUCCUCGUUGGCUUCCUGGCCUCCUCUUUUCUCCUCCUUCCUCAUCAGCCUUCUUAUUAUUCAAUCCCCUUUCCUCCCCUUUCAGCCCCUAUACUUUUUCUCCCCUUCUACAGAUUUAGCUGGGUGGAGUGGUGCAUUUCUGUAUUCUUAGGACUCAGAAGGCUGAGGCAGGAGGACUGUGAAUUUAAGGUCUAUCUAGGCUACCAUAGUAGAAAAGGAAGGGACUGAGGUGGGGCCCAUGAUAUGGGAUGAUGGACAACGACUUUAGUCUUUAGAACAAAACUGAGCUGAGAGUCAGAGUUCCUCUAGACCUCUACCCAUACUCAUCAACAUCCUCUACCAAAAUUUAUAAAAAUUGAUGCAUCUACAUCGACUCAUCACCAGUAUGCAAAGUCCAUAGUUUGUUAGGAUUCUCUGGCUAUGUUCUUUAGACAAUGAGCCAAGAACCGUAACCCACCCCUCUCCUGGAGGUCUUGGCAUGUUGUGAGCCUCAGCAUCCUUAGAAUCCUGUGUGGUGGGCACUACCGUCUCUAACAGACAUGGAAACAGGAAUUCUAAGACAUGCACCAAUUGACAGGUAGGAAAGGCAAGUGGGUACUUCUUCUGCAGACCAGUUUAGGCUCCUUCCAUGAGACUCAUUGCCAGUUUCCUAGUCUCUAAAAGUUAAAAGUGGUUUUGGUAUCUGUUUUCCAGACUUAAGAACUUGACGAGUCUUACCCCCAAAGCAGGCUCGGAAAUCCCAGAGGAGGGGGACAAUAUGAGAGGUUUUCCUCGCACUAGUCGGUGACGUGUUUACUCUGCACGCAGGGUGGACAGUGAUGGAUGUACAGGAGACGGCUAGUCAUUUGCUCUGCUCAUGGCGCCAGAGUCUGAAAAAUGGGAACUGGUUGUUGAUGGGCCUCUGGGUCUUAGUACUUUUUCCUCCUCUGUUUGUUAAAUUAAUUUAUCAUUCAGGGUAUCAUAAAAUAUCACACCUGUUUGUCAGUGUAAUAACCCCAGGGUGUGUGUGGGGGUUGGGGGCGGGAGGCGGUUACUUUUGUCUUAUGAUGAAACCAAAUUGAUUCUGUUAUCCUAGACAACAGGAAGACAGAAGACACACUCUCCUAAAGUCUGUGUUCCCACUAUUUAACUUGGAUUAAUCUCUAUAACAGCAGUUGAAUGUUGUCUUACGAGCUGAGAGCGCUCAGAGACCUUAAUACUGUUUAGCCACGUCAACUUUCUCUGUCAGGCAGAAUCUAAAUGGAUGGAAAAUAAGCCAGACAAGCCAUAAGAUGCCAUUUUUAUGGCAUGGGGGAGAUUUAUUUCAGAACAUUGCUUCCUUGUACAGCACAGUGCAAUCUGUCAGAUUGCCAGCACUCUAGUGGAAUCUAACUUCUGGUGGGACAGUGAGAGAGUUCACUGUUUCCUUUUUUAAAAAUUUUACUUAUUUAUUUUAUGUGCAUUUGUGUUUUGUCUGCACGUAUGUCUGUGUGAGCGUGUCAGAUCUUGGAGUUAGACAGUUGUGUGCUACCGGGUGCUGGGAAUUGAACCCUGGUCCUCUGGAAGAGCAGUUAGUGCUCUUAACUGUUAAGCCCUCUAGCCCCUCACUGUUCAUAUAGGAAGGUUUCCUCUAGGCAUCUGAGUUCUAGGCCUGCCUCUAAGUCCAACACUAGGCCCUUAUUGUACAGCUGAAGCCUUCCCUUUGCAAGUAGAUCUUGGGCCUGAGCCUCAAAGCUUUGCAUUUGGAGAGUUAAACAUUCCCCCUUUCCUGUCUUUUAUCACUUGGCCAUUGGCUUGGCUGGCUUUCUUGGUUGCUACAAUCAACUACUAUUCUUUGCUGAGUUGGCUAGGUCUUGUCCAUAUGAUAUCUAGCUGUAAGUUGAAGGUCAGGGUCAAUAGAAAACAUUCACAGUCUAGCUAAGUAACA
Peromyscus californicus insignis is the source of this 5346-nucleotide messenger RNA. RefSeq names its product chibby family member 2 (gene Cby2). The record is from RefSeq and is a predicted model, not a curated record. Bases 2085 to 3194 code for a protein of 369 amino acids. The transcript is spliced from 2 exons. NCBI's taxonomy places the organism in Eukaryota, Metazoa, Chordata, Mammalia, Rodentia, Cricetidae.